AUGGGUUUCAAAGUCACAACACUUUGGAAGGCGCCAGAGAUCAAUCCGGUAAAUGGAAAGGCUCGUUCGAUCCCGAUUCUCAACCCUUUCAAUAAGCAUGGAAGGGUGUUCCACUUUGCUUGGUUCGGAUUUAUGAUUGCCUUCCUGGCAUGGUAUGCCUUUCCACCGCUGUUAAGUGUUGCAAUCAAGAAAGAUCUCAAGUUGACCCAAAAUGAGAUCGCAAACUCGAAUAUCAUUGCUCUGACUGCAACGCUUCUCGUUCGUUUAGUUGCAGGACCGAUGUGUGAUCGUUUCGGCCCCAGGAACACUUUUGCAGUAACCUUGAUCGUCGGUGCUAUUCCCAGUGCUCUCGCCGGUACAAUCUCUGGGCCAGGAGGUCUCUACGCAAUACGUUUCUUCAUCGGAAUCCUUGGUGGAUCUUUCGUGCCUUGCCAAGUAUGGUCGACUGGAUUUUUCGAUAAGAAUGUCGUGGGAACUAGCAAUGCUCUGACAGCAGGCUGGGGUAACGCUGGUGGAGGAAUAACAUACUUCGUCAUGCCCGCCAUUUAUGACUCGCUUAAGAAGGAUCAACAUCUCACUUCGCACGUUGCUUGGAGAGUCUCCUUUAUCGUCCCGUUUAUUAUCAUCACCUUUACUGCCAUCACGAUGGUGCUCCUCUGUCCUGAUACCCCUACAGGAAAGUGGUCGGAACGCCACCUCGCCGUCCAGCAAAACCUCCAGGCCCACGGCAUCCGUGGCGAGGAAGUUGUCGACAUCCCCGGCACCAUCACAGACCACCAGAAGACCGGCACAAACAUACUGGGUAGCUCAAGCGACGAAAAGCGUCUCGAAGAAGAAGCAGGCAUUGCAAGUGCUAAGCACGGUUCAUUUGACCACGAAGCCACCAUGAGCGAACAAGAUAUGCUGAGUGCUGCACGGGGCGAAGUGGUCGUCAAGCCCUCCUUCCAAGAAGCCAUGUCUGUCAUCUUCACACCCCAAACCUUAGUAGUGGCCGCAUGCUACUUCUGCUCUUUCGGCGCCGAAUUAGCCAUCAACUCCAUCCUAGGCGCUUACUACCUAAAGAACUUCCCCAAGCUCGGUCAAACCGGCACCGGUCGCUGGGCUGCCAUGUUCGGCCUCCUGAACGUAGUGUGCCGUCCCUUUGGCGGAAUAGUCUCGGAUAUCGCCUACAAGAAGACCGGCAAGGUCUGGGCGAAGAAGAUACUGGUGCACUCAUUUGCGCUUGUCACCGGGGCCUUCCUCAUAGCUAUCGGGCUCGUGAACUCGCAUUCCCACUCGACCAUGUUCGGACUCGUCGCUGGCAUGGCAUUCUUCCUCGAGGCUGGAAACGGAGCGAACUUCUCCCUUGUGCCGCAUGUCCACCCUUCUGCCAACGGCAUCAUUUCCGGAGUCACGGGCGCGAUGGGGAAUUUCGGUGGCAUCAUCUUUGCUAUCAUCUUUAGAUAUCUUGGCAACGAUUACGGUAAGGCUUUCUGGAUCAUUGGUGUUGUGACCAUUGGUCUCAAUUUCGCUGUUUGCUGGAUCAAACCGAUUCCCAAGGGCCAGGUUGGUGGUCGUUGA
Messenger RNA from Lachnellula hyalina, 1560 nucleotides. RefSeq names its product Nitrate transporter (gene crnA). Gene Ontology annotation, biological process: nitrate transmembrane transport; nitrite transport. Bases 1 to 1560 code for a protein of 519 amino acids. Gene Ontology annotation, cellular component: membrane. The record is from RefSeq and is a predicted model, not a curated record. Lineage: Eukaryota; Fungi; Ascomycota; Leotiomycetes; Helotiales; Lachnaceae. Gene Ontology annotation, molecular function: nitrite transmembrane transporter activity; nitrate transmembrane transporter activity. The transcript has 3 exons.